Molecule: messenger RNA, 1639 nt
Organism: Styela clava
Lineage: Eukaryota; Metazoa; Chordata; Ascidiacea; Stolidobranchia; Styelidae
Product: meso-2,3-butanediol dehydrogenase-like
Source: RefSeq, a predicted model, not a curated record
ACAUUUGGUUAAUAAGUUACAAGCACUAACUAAACUUGGUAGGCUUUGUGAUUGAAAUGAGUCAAGAGUAGGAAGUCAUGAAGCAAUUCAGCGGAAAAGUUAUCAUAAUAACAGGUGCUUCUAGCGGAAUUGGUGCUGCUACUGCAAUAGCGUUCUCGAAAGAAGGAGCCAAGUUGACAAUUUGUGGAAGAAACAAAGAAAGGUUAUCAGAAACAGCAAAAGAAUGCAUAGAAAAUGGCGCUGACGUUUUGGAAAUAGACGGAGAUUUAACGGAGUUUGAACAUUUGGAACCAAUUGUCAACAAGACUGUUGAGAAAUUUUCGGCUAUUGACAUUUUAGUUAACAAUGCAGGAUGUGGUGUGUAUGAGUCUAUUGGCGAUACAAAGAUUGAAGAUUUCGACAUGUUAUUUCAGAUACUACUUCGGGCUCCUGUAUUCUUGAGCAAAUAUGCCUUGCCUCAUUUGAAGAAAACAAAAGGAUGCAUUGUAAACGUGUCCAGUGUAGCAACAAUGAUUAGUUCACCAAACUGUGUUCCUUAUAAAAUGUUUAAAGGCGCUCUGGAUCACUUUACAAAAGGCUUUUCUUCAGAGUGCAGUCCGUUCGGUGUUCGUGUAAACAGCAUAAAUCCAGCACAUGUCCAUACAAGAAUAUUAGAGACACUCGAAAUAGCCGAACUAGAAGAGCUUAUGAAGGAAUCUGAAGCCCUUCAUCAUUUUGGGAUAAUGCAACCAGAAACAAUAGCAGACGGAAUUAAAUUUCUGUGCUCAUCUCCUCACAUUACUGGAAUUACACUACCAGUUACUUCGGGUCUUUCAGUAUAAAUGUAUAAUGAAAGUUUCGGUACUCCUGAAGUAUGCGCACCAAGAUGUCGCAACCUGAACCCUAACCCGGUACACCACCUGGGUUCAGAUUUGCGCCAUCUUGGUGCGCAUACUUCAGGAGGUCCAAAGUUUCUUUCUGUGGUUUGGGAAUACAUAAAGCUUAUUGACAUGUUUGUUCGAUUGCAAACCAAUGGGCAAUGAAGAUACAAAAUAAAGUAGAAAUGUACUUGCGGGAACGAUCGAUAAUGUAAAUCAAGAAAUGAUUUACAACAUUCAAAAAAAUAUUCGGUGCGGUAGGCAACCAAUCCAUGUUUAUAGUUACAUUUAAAAGCUGGUUGCGCUAUAGGAUUUUGAAAUGUAACUAAUGUCUGGAAAAUACAAAAAAAUGAAAUAAAGUCAAGUUGAGCGCCUCAUUUCACCAAGGUAGAUAAAUAAUGCGACAAAUACGAUAAGUACCCGUAACAGACAGCAUGUAAGUAUAUACUUAUUGUUAAAAUUGUCAAAGUUUUACGACAUACAGUCAAUCUGCAAUUUCGCGUAUAAUUAAAUUGUGCAAUCACAUAAACUUGCUGCAAAAUAUACACCAAAAUAUUAAUAAGGUCGAACAACAGAACAGGCGGUAUGAGUAGGAAAUGAAUGCCCGAAUUCGAUUUAAGCCGGAAAACGUUAUUUGUAAUCGAUCUCAUUGACGCGGACUACUUUUUUCAAGUGCAAAUCAGGUUUGUCAUUGAAUUGGUAAUAUUUUCAUUCUGCCUAUUCGCAAACGCUGAUUUUCUUUAUCAAGCGUGGGGUCGUUUCGACCAGUCCAACAUUUCAUA